Messenger RNA from Penicillium maclennaniae, 912 nucleotides. RefSeq lists its product as uncharacterized. The record is from RefSeq and is a predicted model, not a curated record. Bases 1 to 912 code for a protein of 303 amino acids. The transcript is spliced from 6 exons. Gene Ontology annotation, molecular function: phosphoglycolate phosphatase activity; alkaline phosphatase activity. Lineage: Eukaryota; Fungi; Ascomycota; Eurotiomycetes; Eurotiales; Aspergillaceae.
AUGGCCCAUCCGAACCCCGCGUCGACCCCGGCGCCCCUCUAUUUGACCGGCAACAAGGAUGGUCUCCGCGAUUUCUUGAACAAGUUCGACGUCUUUUUGUUCGACUGCGACGGCGUUCUAUGGUCUGGCGACCACAUUUUCCCCGGAACAGUCGAGACGCUGGAGUUAUUACGCAAGAAUGGCAAACAAGUGGUAUUCGUGACGAACAACAGCACAAAGUCCCGCGCGGACUACUGCAAGAAGCUGCAAAGUCUUGGAAUCCCAAGUACAGUGGAAGAGGUCUUUUCAUCUUCGUACAGCGCCUCAAUAUACAUUUCGCGCAUCCUUGACCUGCCAAAGGAUAAGAAAAAGGUUUUCGUGAUCGGUGAGACUGGAAUUGAACAGGAACUGCGCGCCGAGAAUGUUCCCUUUAUCGGCGGUACGGACCCGGCAUACCGCCGUGACAUCCAGCCCCAAGACUACAAGCUCAUCGCCGAGGGUGAUUCUUCCAUGUUGGACUCGGAGGUUGGCGUUGUCCUCGUCGGCCUGGACUUCCACCUGAACUACUUGAAGCUUGCACUAGCCUUUCACUACAUUAAGCGUGGCGCAGUGUUUCUCGCUACAAACAUCGACUCCACGCUGCCGAACUCGGGCACUUUGUUCCCUGGCGCCGGAUCCAUGAGCGCACCACUGAUUAUGAUGCUUGGAUCGGAGCCUACUUCCCUUGGAAAGCCAAGCCAAGCCAUGAUGGAUGCCAUCGAGGGCAAGUUUAGAUUCGAUCGUAGUCGCGCAUGUAUGGUCGGGACCGGCAAGCUGGGCGGCACCCUUGGCGUCUUGACCGGUGUCAGCUCUAAGGACGACUUUGUCUCUGGUGCUGUGCGCCCUCAUGCUUAUUUGGAUAAGCUGUCUGACCUAUUGGAAUCGGGGCUGUGA